This is a messenger RNA of Aspergillus welwitschiae, 1512 nucleotides long. RefSeq lists its product as uncharacterized. The coding region runs from base 1 to 1512 and encodes 503 amino acids. Lineage: Eukaryota; Fungi; Ascomycota; Eurotiomycetes; Eurotiales; Aspergillaceae. Gene Ontology annotation, molecular function: protein binding. The record is from RefSeq and is a predicted model, not a curated record. The transcript has 5 exons.
AUGGCGUCGCUGAAUCUUGAAAGCCUUCCGGUGGAGUUGGUCGAGGAAAUUGUGGCUUGGCUUGAAUUCCACGAUCACUGUGCUCUGCGUCUGACUGGACGCUCCGUCUCUGUCAAGUCGUCUAAUGCUGCAUUUCGGAAGUAUUUCCUUUCCAAGAAGUUGGAAAUCGCGGAGGCUCCGCUCGAGCAGUUUGUUAGCGUUACCCAGCCAGGACGAUUCGGUCUUUGGGUCCAGGAUCUCACUUUGUUUGCAUCUAUUGCUCUUCAUGCUGAAGUGCCCCCCGCUAGCCCCAAAGUAUUUGAGUUACUGGCGCAAGCAUUUCAGAACAUACGUAAUGACUCACCGCACAAUGAGCCUUUAUCGAUUACUCUCAAGGUAUUUGGGAACGGAUAUCUGAAGGCUGCCGCCGAUACAGUGUUUCAAGUGACAAUGUCAGCUCUGAGGCGCUCUGGGCUGCCGAUUCGGGCAUUUAAUGCGUUUGCAGAAGGCUAUUCUCACACUUAUGGGGGGCGUUGUAGCUUUCCUUUCAGCGAGAUCCCGGACGCUUUAUUCGGCGGCAGCACGGCGGACUUAACCAGGCUGGCGACAGUAUUCCAACCAUGCAGGAAGAUAGGCUUAAGCUUGGCGCACUACAUACAUAACCUAGAUUACAUUAGGCCCCGGGAAUCUCCUUUAAGGCCAGAUAACUUGUUCGAGUUACCGCCGAGCUACGAAGAAGCCCGGGAGAACACCCGAUCACUCCCACAUCUUCUGAACCUUUGUCCUACUCUUGAGGAAUUGCACCUGGUGUGGGAGUAUGAUGACUUCGAGGAGACGGCAGGAGUGAGGGAGGAGUUAUACUUCUUCGAACGAGUAGUAGCAUCUUGCCAAUUCCAGGGCUUGAAGAAGUGUACCUUGUCCGAUAUUCGAAUGUCCGAGGCUACGCUCAUGACUUUUUUCCGUCAGCUUACUCGGCUGGUGCAUUUGGACUUGACGUUCAUAUAUCUCGACGGUAACUUUGACGGUCUAUUCAGACUUCUGUCUACGGCGAUGCCAGAGCUGAAUUACUUGCAUCUCCGGUCGCUAUACUCCUCCUCUGGAACCGUUCGCUUUCUUCAUGAACCGCGAAACAAUAUUGUGAGGUCCCCAUCGUGUCGGCCAUCGCGAUCACAAAUCCUAAUCCGGAGGGGUGCAGACGCUAGGAGACCAGUCAUAACCAGAACUAGGUCCGAUCAAGAACAAUUCUGGAACGACAUUCAAACCACUCAAAAUAAACUGAAAAUUGCACAGCCUAUGCCGACAGCCCGCUCUACCAUUCAUGUCGAAUGGGAAGGGCUUUUACCCGGAAAGAAGCGACUAGCAGUGUACCGCUUCGGCCAAAACAAGAGACGUGAAAACACGGAAACUAUUUCCCUUGCACAUCAAUUAGUGCCAUUCUGGCCUCAACGCUAUUUCGUGAUACACCGCUCGACAUCACCUCACACCCGCCGAAAUAUCAAUAAAGAAUCGCUACAACGAAGAUACUCGUCAUAA